UGUUCUGAGCGAUGCACCUGAGGUGUGGGAGAUGCUGGACAUCCAGAACAGCCGGCAACGCGCCGCGAGCGGCGCCUCGGGCCAUCAACAGCGUGGCAGUGCCAUUCGUGUCGACACAUCAAUAUCUGAUAAGCCCGGCGACAGCACCCCCGUGUCAAUCGCGGCCGAGAACGCGGGCAAAGCACAAGGUGGCAGCUCCACGCCGCCUGCAUUGUCACAAGGAGCAGCGGCGGUGGUUGGACUGGCGGGGUCGAAAGCGGCAUUGCCCAGGGGCCUUCAGGUGCCUGCUGCGCCUCCGCCAGAGCAGCUGAACGCUGGAGCAGUGGCACCAAGCAUUCAACAAGGCAACGAGCAGCAGCAGCAGCAGCAGCAGCAGAAGCAGCAGGCCAUCCCUGAUGAGCCGGAGACACCAGAAGCUGGGGCAGGCGCAGUAACAGGGACCGCUGCUCUCUCAAGCACCCCGGCGCUUCCCACCAACAAGACACUGCUGGCCCUUGGUGCGCAUGUGGGUGCUCACCCCCAGCGGGUGGCCGAGUUGCAGUCCGCCGCACGAGCUGCGGCGCGGGCGCAGGCUCAGGUGGCGCGGGAGCAGGUUCUGGGGCUCAUGCCACCAUCCCGGCAACAUCAGCAGCAGCAGCAGCAGAAGGUAGCAGCGCUAGAUGCAGGCACCUUGCAGGGCAUGGAGAGCAGCAGCACCCAGUCGGCAGCUGCCACUGUUGCCGCGGCGCUGGCCGCGUCCCUCCCAGUGGACCCCAUGGCCUCCCCGGCCGAGGACGCCCUGGAGGGGCUGCGUGCCUACUGGGCCUCUAACCUGGAUACCAUGACCCCCAGCUGGGCAGAGGCGGCCUCCCGGCAGGCUCGGCCAGGGGCUGCAGAGGCGGGCCUGGACCUGGGGCUGGCUGACCCUAUGGACGAGAUAGGGUCGCUGGGGGCGCGCCUGGAGUUUGUCGCGGACCUGAUGAGCAAGGCGGCGGUCAGCACUGCGCCUUGCGUCAUCGCACUGCAGACAACCUGGGCGGGCGACGCGUGGGGGCUCAGGCGGGAGCUGUUGCCCUGGCUGCAGUAUCACGUUGCCCUGGGCGUGUCGCGUCUGUACGUGCUGUAUGAUGGUGCCGACCCCUCCGUCACCACCUUAUUGGCUCUCCUCCCCCGCGUGGAGGUGAUGCUUGCUGGUGGACCCCUGGCAGAGGCGUCAGAGGUGCAAGACUUCCAGUCUUACUUGGCUGCCCACGACAACAAUGACGGCUGGAGAGGACGGCCUGGGAACUACGAGCUCAUGGUCAAACAGGGAUAA
This is a messenger RNA of Monoraphidium neglectum, 1294 nucleotides long. RefSeq lists its product as hypothetical. The transcript has 3 exons. The record is from RefSeq and is a predicted model, not a curated record. NCBI's taxonomy places the organism in Eukaryota, Viridiplantae, Chlorophyta, Chlorophyceae, Sphaeropleales, Selenastraceae. The annotation marks the transcript as partial.